AUGCCCAGCCUGACGCAUACGCUGGCCGUGCAUGUCGACAGCCUCGUGCCCAAGAGCCUCUACAUCAAUGAUGCGCAGCGCAAGCGCUGCGCGCUCUGCCUCCGUCGCUUUCACCCGUUUCGGCGACGCCACCACUGCCGGCUGUGCGGCGAGGUCGCCUGCCACCAGUGCACGCUGCACGUCACCCUGGUGCUGCCGGGCACAGCGACGUCGUUGACGCGCAGCUGCUGCCGGUGCGCCGACGCCAAGGGCCGGUCGCUGCCCAUCGGGGAGGAAGCCGCGCUCGAGCACUGGACCUCGCCGUGA
This is a messenger RNA of Saprolegnia parasitica CBS 223.65, 306 nucleotides long. RefSeq lists its product as hypothetical. The coding region runs from base 1 to 306 and encodes 101 amino acids. The transcript is spliced from 2 exons. NCBI's taxonomy places the organism in Eukaryota, Oomycota, Saprolegniomycetes, Saprolegniales, Saprolegniaceae. The record is from RefSeq and is a predicted model, not a curated record. Gene Ontology annotation, molecular function: metal ion binding.